GUAACACGAGACAUGAAUGCAGCAGUCAGCCACAGGUCGGAUCAGCCGAUGCCGGGAACUCUGUCCCCGAGGGACUGCAAGUGGGCUUGCCCCAAGAGUUUGAAUUAACCUACAAGACUCAUCCUGAAAGCUACGAUCUAAAGCUUAUAUAUACACACGCAACGGAGGUUGGGUUCGGUUGCCGUUUCACAGAAAGCCGGAGAGGAUGUAUCGAAACUUCGAGAGUCAAGGGAGAAGCAACCCGGCGUACGGAGGCAACCUGUCCGGGUCAAACUCCGCAUCACUGGGAAGCACCAGCACUUCCACCACACAGCAGGAACAGAAAUUUACAAUGGCAGGCAGCAGCCACUUUGUCCCAAGCCUGAAUGCCAUCACAACAAACCAGGACCUCCAGUGGCUGGUCCAGCCCUCACUCAUGCAUCCUCCAGGACCUUCACGCUCACCGGUUCCGCCUUACCCAUCCAUCAUGGCGGCUCGGCCGAUGGGUCCACCGCUACCCCAGUCCCAUCUCAUCAGACCCGGGGUCAUAAGGGCAGCUGCUAAUACCCCACCGUCCACAAGGCGCAGGAAUGAUGAGCAGUUGUCAUUUGAAGAACUGGAAAGACGCAGGAUCAGAAGGGAAAGGAAUAAAAUGGCAGCAGCAAAAUGUCGCAAUCGCCGCCGCGAGCUGACUGACUCAUUACAAAGUGAAACCGAUCAGCUGGAGGACGAGAAGUCGCGUCUGCAGAAAGAAAUAGCUGAACUGCAGAAGGAGAAGGAGAAGCUGGAGUUGGUCCUGGAAGCUCACCGUCCCAUCUGCAAAAUUGACGACUCUGACUCCGAUUCUGAUUCCACGCCUUCGCUUUCCUCUUUGGGAGCCAUCAAACUGGAACCAGAGGAAUCCAUCAUUCCGAGACCCUCCACAAAAAAGCCAGAGAAGCCCAAACCGAAGAUAACAAUCCCGGCCAAACCAGUGGCGUCCACCGCCUCGGUCGUCGCCUCCGAGUCCGAGUCGCUCCACACCCCGGUCCUGAUAUCGACGCCCUCCCUCAUGUCCUUCUCCGCCGGCAUGGUUUUCACGUACCCGUCCUCCACGUCAGAAGCAGCAGCGCCCGCCGCAUCCCAUCAUGCCUUGCACCCUCAGGCCCAGCAGCCCUGCGGAGUCGCCCAUCGGCGCAGCAGCAGCAGUGGCGACCAGUCGGAUCACUCCCUGCACUCGCCGACCAUUCUGACCCUGUGAUCGCCCGGCGAAACACUACAGCUGGUUCCAGUUCCAGCCCAAACGCGGGAUCUCUGCGAAACGCUGAUGGAAACAAGGAUGAUGACUGUUUUAGGCAUUUCAAGAUGAUCAGCUGCUUCGUUAUUUAAUCUCUGAUCUCAGCUGACCCUCAAGGCCUCGUGCACACGUAGCCGGGUUUUUAUAAAAACGAAUAUCUCCCCUACAUCGAUUUUAAAAAACAAAUUUCGCACACGAGAGAUCAGUUUCAGAAAAGUUUCAAUCA
Gambusia affinis (western mosquitofish) is the source of this 1481-nucleotide messenger RNA. It is a transcript of the gene fosl1a, whose product is annotated as FOS like 1, AP-1 transcription factor subunit a. Gene Ontology annotation, cellular component: nucleus. The transcript is spliced from 5 exons. Bases 206 to 1219 code for a protein of 337 amino acids. Gene Ontology annotation, biological process: regulation of transcription by RNA polymerase II. The record is from RefSeq and is a predicted model, not a curated record. Gene Ontology annotation, molecular function: RNA polymerase II cis-regulatory region sequence-specific DNA binding; DNA-binding transcription factor activity, RNA polymerase II-specific. Lineage: Eukaryota; Metazoa; Chordata; Actinopteri; Cyprinodontiformes; Poeciliidae.